UUCUACCCAUGUCCUCUAGUUUAGCACACUGUUGCUUCAAACGACUUCGUUAUGAAUGGAUUCCUCAGAAAGGAGAGAGAGAGAGAGAGGGACAGAGAGAGAGAGAGAUGAUUUCUGCAUCAGCGAGUCAAGCAGCUUUGGUCACACCCUUCCCCGCCUACAUGCCCCCCUCCCGGGACGAGAGGAGCUUUACCGCCCGCCAUGUUGAUAGGAGCAGGGAGUCAGAGACGUGUAAAAAGAAAAAGCCUGCUUGGCUAACUAAACUACAUAUUACGGGAAGGGUGUAAAAGAAGCUUUUUCAAACAACAAAAAUAAGUCAACUUUCCAGGUUUUUUUUGUUUUGUUGAUGUUCACUUCUUGAUCGUAUGGGUUGUAAAAAAAUCCUGGAUAUUCAGUGUUUUGUUGAGUAAUUCGAAAGGAAAAUGGUGACGGCGUGGCUGUGUGUGUGGAGAUGGUUCUAACAGGCUGUUGUCUGGACGACUGUGGAACACACUGCUGGUCUGCGGAGACGUCCUGAACACACACACACACUCUGACCACACACACACACACACACACACACACUCACACUCUGACAACACACACACACACACACACACUCUGACACGGUGACAACACACACACGACGCUGCCAGUGCAGCGAGAACGGAUUCGUAUCCACAAACUCUCUCCCCUCCAUCAUACACACACACACACUCUUGACUGUGUGUCCCAGUCGUGGUAGCUAGCGCGCGUGUGUGUGUGUGAGACCGCCACAAUGCCUAGCUCCACUAUCAGACGUUCUGUGAAGAACAUGGUGAACAAUUACUCCGACGCGGAGAAGAAAGUCCGGGAGUCCACUUCCAACGACCCCUGGGGCCCUUCGUCCUCUCUGAUGUCAGAGGUGGCCGACCUGACCUAUAACGUGGUGGCGUUCAGCGAGAUCAUGAGCAUGAUCUGGAGACGCCUCAACGACCACGGGAAGAACUGGAGGCACGUUUACAAGGCGCUGACGCUGCUCGACUACCUGAUUAAGACGGGGUCAGAGCGCGUGGCCCUACAGUGUAAAGAGAACAUCUUUGCCAUUCAGACUCUGAAGGAUUUCCAGUACAUCGACAGAGACGGAAAGGACCAGGGAAUCAACGUCAGAGAGAAGAGCAAACAGCUGGUGGUUCUGCUGAAAGACGAGGAGAGACUGAAAGGUGAGCGUUCCCAGGCUCUGAAGACGAAGGAGAGGAUGGCCCAGGUAACCACUACAGGGGCGGUGACACCAGGUCAGGGUUUUGGCAGAGGUUCGUCUCAACCCAACCUGUCGACCUCCUACAGCGAGGAGUACGGCAAGUCAGAGGGGUCACCUGCAUCUUACCACGGCUCCACGUCUCCGGUUCCAGGCUCAGAGUUGGAGCAGGCCCGCCCCCAGACCAGCGGAGAGGAGGAGUUACAGCUGCAGUUAGCCCUGGCCAUGAGCAGAGAGGCUGCUGAACAGGAGGAUAGGAUGCGUCGGGGAGAUGACCUGAGACUCCAGAUGGCGCUAGAGGAGAGUCGUAAAGGAAAAGCCCUCGGUGAUACCGGCUCUGGAAAGUUAGCCAAGAAGAAAAGAGAGGCCCAGUCCUCUCUGUUGGAUCUGAUGGAUGUACCAGAGGGGGAUUCGUCCGACCCCUGGGGGGCGGGAGGAGCUGCCGCCCCACCAGAUCCCUGGCAGGCCUACGGUGCAGCCCCAAAACCAGUGGCUCCGGUCGACCCCUGGGGCCCACCGUCCUCCUCUGUUGCCCCCAUGAAGAGCAGUGAUCCCUGGGGAACCAACGCUGCUCCUGACCCCUGGGGUUCUGGAGGAACACGACCCAAUGCCACCUACUCAGGUGAUGGUCGGGGUCUCUCCUCCCUGACUAGCGGUACCGAGGACCUGUUUGACCCUCUCCCCAGCAGGAAGACCCCAGAGUCCUUCCUGGGUCCUAAUGCAGCAUUGGUCAACCUGGACUCACUGGUCACCAAGCCUCCUCAGCCUGCUCCUGUAGUCAACCCCUUCCUCGCUGCCGCAGUCCCUGUAGCCGCCCCCCAGGCCAACCCGUUCCAGAUGGGCCAGCCUAACCCCCCUACCUUAAACCAGAUGAGGAUCAGCCCUAUGCCAGGCCUGAGUCUGGGAGGUGGAGCUGGGUUUAGCAGCUUGUCCUCCAUGGUAGACCCUCUGCCCCUCUCCUCCUUGCCACCACCCCAGCCCCUGGGGAUGGUCCCCCUGACGGGCCACAUGGUCCCCGGGAUUGGAGGGAUGGGGGGUAUCCCAACCUCUGUGUCUAUGUCCCAGCCCCUGUUCAGUUCAGCUCUGCCCCCCACAGCGGGCACACAUCCUCCUGGGACCACCAACCCCUUCCUGUUGUGAGGGAACACCUCGACAACACCCCUGGAAUCCUCUCCUCAGUCUUUCCACCUCGCCGUUUCCUCUCAUCCCGUUUCCUCUCCUCUCUCUCUUCCCGUUUCCUCUCCUCUCUCUCUUCCCGUUUCCUCU
Messenger RNA from Salmo salar (Atlantic salmon), 2482 nucleotides. The record is from RefSeq and is a predicted model, not a curated record. Lineage: Eukaryota; Metazoa; Chordata; Actinopteri; Salmoniformes; Salmonidae.